This is a messenger RNA of Ordospora pajunii, 702 nucleotides long. RefSeq lists its product as uncharacterized. The coding region runs from base 1 to 702 and encodes 233 amino acids. Lineage: Eukaryota; Fungi; Microsporidia; Ordosporidae. The record is from RefSeq and is a predicted model, not a curated record. The transcript has a single exon.
AUGAAGAUAGUGGUUGAUACGAAGUAUGUUACGAUAAAUGCUGUCGAUGUGAUAGUUAUAUUACAGGUGAUCUUACUGGUUGCAGCAAACUAUGUAAUACACAAGAUGGCGCUUAAUCAGAUACUGAAAGCAGGAAUCUUGACAAUGCGGCUGUUGCUGCUGAUGUACUACUUUUUUCUGAUGCUGAUAGAAAUCUAUGAAGAAUGGAAAAGGCCCAAACACAUUUUUGACGUAGAAAAUAUCCGGAAUAUAUCGUUUCUGUGCGAGUUUAUUAUAAUACUCGCGUUGUUCUGUAUAUGCCUUAAUCAGAUCAAAACAAAUCCAACGCAUACCUCCAGCACAGCAGCAUCGAUACUGAAUAAAACUGCACAGGUGGGAGGCCUCUAUAUCUGUGUGCUGUCUAGGAAGAUGUUUACAAAAGAUAGCCGGCCUGAUUUGAUUCGAUUCAUUUUUUCUUUGAUAUUUAUUUCAUUGAUGAUGGUUGCUAUACUUGUGGAUUAUGUGGUGCAUAGAAGACAUAUUGCAGUCGGUGCAAUAAGCAAUGGCCAGACACACCAGUUCCGGGACACUACAUUUAUUUGUGGAAUGGUGUUGAUGCCGAUUGGAUCGCUGUUCAAGAAGGAUAUUGAGAAGGACAUACUGUUUCUGAAAAUAGGAUGCAGUGCUAUUGCAAUACUGUAUAUCAUUGUAUAUACUGUAUGA